Molecule: messenger RNA, 1074 nt
Organism: Ascochyta rabiei
Lineage: Eukaryota; Fungi; Ascomycota; Dothideomycetes; Pleosporales; Didymellaceae
Exons: 1
Coding region: 1-1074 (357 amino acids)
Molecular function (GO): hydrolase activity
Source: RefSeq, a predicted model, not a curated record
AUGUCUUUGGACUUCUCACAGUAUGGCGGCCCGUCGGAGGAGUGGCUGGCGAUCGAGAAGACACUGCCAGCAUUGACCUUCGACACAAACACGGAUAUCGUUGUGCUCAAGAAUGCCGUCAACAAGGAGCGCGAGGAAAUGACGGCUGCCGGCAUGAAGUUCCUGGCCCCACAUGUCCACACCACUGACUACACCAUCCCAACACGCGAUGGUUCUACAAUCGAAGCUCGUAGCUAUCGCUCGAUCAAAAAGGACAAGUCAGAGAAGCUUCCUGUCUACGUAUACUUCCACGGAGGUGGUUUCAUCUUUGGCAGCAUAAGCAGUGAGGACUUCGUCUGCGCCCAGACGGCAAUCAACGCUGGCGUUCUUGUUGUGAACGUUAACUACCGACACACACCUGAGCAUACCUUCCCCACUGCGUGGCACGACUCUCAGGAUGCUUUUGCUUGGGUACACAAGAACAUUGACGAACUCAACGGUGAUCCUUUGAAGGUUCUGGUUGGUGGUGUCUCCGCAGGCGGGCAGCUCGCGGCAUCCCUCACGCUGGAGAAGCAUCUCGGAAAAAGCGAAGUCUUGAAGGGUCUUCCAGAUCUCGCCGGACAGAUUCUGAUUAUUCCUUGCUUGUCGAGUCCAGAUACGUACGACGAGGGACCAGGCCGAAAAUUGAAGCCUGGGAAAUCUUCGUACAUCGAGAACGAGCAUGCACCGCUGCUACCGAAGACGACUGUAGAGGCCUUUACCGCAUUGUUGAAAACGCCAAAGGUAGAUCUACGAGACACCAAAAUCAACAUUGUAAAUGCAACGGAAGAUGAAGUACGCGGCUUGCCUCCUACGGUCUUUGGCAUCGCCGGGUUGGACCCCUUGCGAGACGAAGCAUUGCUGUACGCAAAGUUGCUCGCCGAGCAAAAUGUACCUACAGACAUCAGGUUGUUCAAGGGAGUACCACACGGACAUCGUAGGUUCGGCAAGGCGCUGAAGGCCUCCGAUCACUGGGAUGAGUGCGUCGAUGAAGGCAUCCUGUGGGCAUUGUCGAAGCCUGAAGCGACUGGGAAGUUCGAAGUCAAGCUGCCCUAA